Messenger RNA from Cheilinus undulatus (humphead wrasse), 5625 nucleotides. RefSeq names its product cilia- and flagella-associated protein 44. Lineage: Eukaryota; Metazoa; Chordata; Actinopteri; Labriformes; Labridae. Gene Ontology annotation, molecular function: protein binding. The record is from RefSeq and is a predicted model, not a curated record. The transcript is spliced from 34 exons. Bases 29 to 5353 code for a protein of 1774 amino acids.
CAGAGCUGCCGAUAAUUUAACAGCGAAAAUGUCUGAGGAAAUGAUAGCUUCAGUUGGUGAAGAGGCAGAGAUCACACAGAAAGAAGGAUACGAGACUGAGAACUCCACCAUAAAGCUGGAGGUUAAGGAAGAAUCAGAACAGGAGUUUUCUCCAGAUGUGAACUACAAGUAUGAAGACCUUCACUCCAGACCAUUCAUCACACCGGAUUCUGACAUCCCAGAGAACCUCCUGCACCUCUCUCACUCCUUUGGUUAUGACAGUGGCCGCAGAGGAAACCUGCAGCUACUGGAUGACAGAACUCUGAUGUUUAUAGCAGGAAAUCUGCUCAUCUUGCUGGAUAUUUCCACCAAGGAGCAGAGAUAUCUCCGCUCCUGCAGCGGAGGAGGAUUCGGCUCUAUCGCAGCACACCCCAGCAAAGAGUACUUCGCAGUAGCAGAGAAGGGAAAUCUACCUGACAUUAUAAUCUAUGAAUAUCCCUCAUUACAACCGUACCGUAUCCUCAAAGGUGGAACAGCGCAAGCAUACAGCUUUGUGGAUUUUAACCGAGACGGGAGCCUGUUGGUCAGUGUUGGCAGUGAACCAGAUUACAUGUUGACACUGUGGGACUGGAAAAAGGAGAAGGUGACAAUCUUUACAGACAUUUCUCGGGAGGUUUACAGAAUCAGCUUCUCUCCAUACAACCCAGAACUGCUCACAUCUUCAGGAUCUGAUCACAUCAAGUUCUGGAAACUGGCCGGCGCAUUCACCCAUCUUACAUUGCAUGGACAGAUGGGAUAUUUUGGAGAAACAGCAGAGACAGAUAUUGAUGGUUACGUGGAACUGCCUGAUGGAAAGGUGGUAUCAGGCUCAGUCUGGGGCAACUUACUGCUUUGGGAGGGGAACGCCAUCAAGGUGGAGAUUUGUCGUAAGGAGGGGCGCAGCUGCCAUGCAGGAAAGGUCCAGCCGUUUGCUCUGGAGGAUGGACAGCUCAUGACAAUUGGCUCUGAUGGAGUGGUCAGGGGCUGGGACUUUGAAGUUAUCAACAGUGCCAGCAGUAAUGGCCACAGCAGUAAAUUUGAGAUGGAGCCCAUGAAUGAGAUGGUGGUAGGACACAACGUUUCCCUCUCUUCUGUGGUGAAGAGCUCAACGCCUGACUCUUUCGUCUGGUUUGCUCAGGAUUCCAGUGGAGCCAUCUGGAAACUGGAUCUUUCAUUCACCUACACUACUCCAGAUCCAGAGUGCCUGUUCUCCUUCCACGCCGGGCCAAUUAAAGGCCUGGACGUGUCGAGGAAAUCUCACCUGAUGGCCACAACUGCUUUGGACCGCUCUAUUAAAGUUUUUGACUUCUUGGCAAAGAGAGAACUAACCACCAGUCGCUUCAAUCAGGGUGGAACUGCUCUCCGCUGGGCUCCAACUUUGGUGAACCAGAGUGGAGGUCUACUAGUGACAGGAUUUGAAGAUGGGGUGGUGCGGUUACUGGAGCUCUUUAAUCCUCAGAGGCUUCACCUGGCCAGUGGGCGCAGUCCUGUAGGAGAUGCCAAGCUGCGCUUAAAACAAGCCUUCAAACCCCAUAAUGCAACUGUGACUGCUGUAGCAUAUGAGCGAAAUGGAGAGAUUUUAGCCACUGGGAGCUCAGACUGCACUGUGUUCUUCUUCACUGCUGGGGAGAAAUAUAACCCCAUUGGCUUCAUCCAUGUUCCCGGGCCAGUGCAAGCGCUGGAGUGGUCACCUCGUUCACAUAGUGAAAACAGGCUGCUCAUCAUGUGUCAGAGCGGUCAUGUUGUGGAAGUGCAGAGUCCUGAUCCAGAGGCUCAGAAGCCGACCAAAACCUUUCAACUGCCUGAAUUGCCCAGAAAAGUUUUCAAGUUCAGGAGCAUCAAAUCACAUAUCAAACGAGAGCAGGAAAUUGCAAGACGCCAAGAAGCAAAGGAAAAGAAGAGGAAAGAGAGAGAAAAGAGGCUGAAAGAAUAUAAGGAGCCUGCCUUAGAGCUGGAAGAUGAAGAGGAGGAAGAAGAAAAGGAAGAGUUGCCUCAGAUCUUCAUCCCUGACCCUCCAAGUCCUCUCUACUGUGGCUUUUACUCUCUUCCAGGGCAGUUCUGGCUCUCCAUGGGAGGCUUUGAUGCAGGUUUCUUGUAUCACUGUAAGUUCUCUGAGAACCAGGACCAGGAUCCAGACCAGCAGCAGGAUGAACCCUUUGACUUUCUACCCAUUCAAAAUGCAGAUGAAGACCCUAUUUGUGCAAUUACCUUCAGCUCCAACAGGCAGCUGCUGGUCUGUGGCAUGCACUCAGGCUUCAUCAGGAUUUACCCUCUGCAGCCAGGCGACCACAACCUCACCUCAGUGCAGGCCUACUGGACUCUCAGCGUCCACGACAACCAGUUCGGACACCUGUGGCACAUCUGCUGUAGCUAUGAUGACCAUUUUGUGCUCACAGCGGGAGAUGAUGGAAACAUCUUCUCCUUCACUCUGAUUCCUCCAGAAGAGCUCCAGAAAAGCCUGCAGAGGAAAAGAGCCAAGGUUCCUUCUCCAAGGAGUGGUCUUGAAAAUGAGGCAUUAGCUCAGGACAUUGAGGACCCAGCAGCAUACAGCCUAGAGACAGCAAAACAGAAGCUUGAGAAGGACCGCCUGCGUCGGGAGGCAGAGUUGAAGACUGCAGCAAAGAGGAAAAAGCUUGUUGAGCUCCAGAAGAAAUUUAAACAGCUGCUGAACAACAACCAGAGUCUACCAGAGCAUGUUCGACUCAAAUCUGAGGAUUUACAGCUUGACCGGUGCUUCGCUGAGCAGGCAGAGUGGGUGAAGGCUCAGUGGGUGUGGGAAGUCAGAAAGCAGAUGAGCUGGGAGGAGGAGCGCUGCAGCAUCGCACUCAGUAAACUACAGGACUGGUUCAGGAACUCUCUUGAGUCCAACAUGGUAACUGUGGUCGCCAUCUGCAGUGAGCACAGAGUCACCACCUACCAUUUGUCAGCUCCCACCAAAACUUCAACCCAGAAUCAGAGAAGUGCAAGCCAGCCUGAUGAAGACAAAGCUGCUGUACAGGGACGCAGAAAAUCCAGGGCUGAACCUGCAAAGAAUGGCUGCAUAUUUGAAGAGGAGGAGAUGCUGCGCCCCCCAGUGACUCGUCCAGCCGGCAUUAAGCUGGGAGACCGGCAGAUAGAGAGGCUCCGAAAGGCUGCAGAGAAAGCUGAACAGGCUAGAGCCAGGAUAGAGAAGAGGAAAAAGGAAUGGGCUGAACUAUUUGCAGAGAAACCAGACGAGAACUGUGAGGAUCCAAAGGAUGUUCAGGCCAUCAAGGAAGCCAAAGAAACUAUUGGAGAUUUAAAGCUGAAAUCAGAUAAAGACUUCACGGUGCCCAAACACCUAAGGGUGAACACUGAGGGAAAACGAGCUGAGCUGAUGAGCCUGGAAGACAACGUCCGUCAGAAGCAGACUGAGAUGAACAGACGGAUCGUGGCUCUUAGGGACUCAAAGGUGCUUCUGUUGUCUCAGCUGCGUGCUAAGAUGGAGCAGUUAAUCAAAAUCCAGCAGCAUCUGCCAGUCCAUCUCCACCGCUCUCCACCCACACUCCCCUCCAUCCUACCAGAGGAAACCCCAGAGAAGAGGCUGCAGUACAGCCAGGACAUGCUGGAGCGAUACAAAGUUCUGAGGGAUCAGAGGUUGCAGACCAUGGUGCAGGAUGGAGAUACUAAUGUAUUGGAUCAGCUGGAGAAAGAGGAGGAGAAGAAAAAGACAAGGGAGGAAGAAACUCUGAGCCUGUCAGCUACAUCAGUUUCCAGAGAAGAAGAGCGGACAGCAGGAGAGGAAGGAGCAGAGCUGAGUGAGCUGGAGGAGGAGCUGCAGAGAGAGGAGGAGAUCAGACGUCUGUACGAGCAGGACUCUCUGCUGGAGGAGAUGGAGGCUUCGGUGUGUCACUUUGAUGCGGAGCUGAAGCUUCUGCGUCACCAGAAGCUGCAUCUGGACUGGCAGCUGAAGAUGGCCGACCUCCGUCAGCUAACGCUGUACCAGGAGCUGCUGCUCAUCCAAGAGUUUGAGAAUAGGGAGGACAGCCUGCAGGAAAAACUCAACGCACACAUUAAAGAGGAGGAAAACAUCACGUCUAAGCUGGAGGAGUUCAAUGAGCAGCUUGAACAGAAGAGGGCCGACAUCACCAGGCUGCAGGAGAGAGAAAAGGCCCUGUUUGCUGCCUUCCAGGCCUUGUUAGGUCUAGAGCACAAGUUUGAAGAAUUUCUGACCAAAGUCUUGAAGGAAAAGAUCAAACGUGUGAAAAAGAAAGAGCCAACUGGAGAUGAAGAAGAAGAAGAGGGUAGUGAUGAAGACUCAGAUGAAGAAUCAGAUGAAGACUCAGAUGAAGAUUAUGAUGAAAGCUCAGAGGAGGAAGGAGGUUUAGACACAAGUGUUUGCCCUCCAGGUUGUGAGCAAGAAUUGUUUGAGAACACGCUGCAGCUGCGGGAGCGUCGGCUGGACCUCGAGGAGCUCAUGGUGGAGGAGAAGAAGAGCACCGAAUUUCUGCGUAGGCAGUGUGAGACCCUGGUGAAAAAGGAGAAAUCUGUAAAGAGCGGUCGUAAGGCAGCAGAGGAAGACUUGGAGUUAGCUUACAGGGAAAAACAGCAGAAGAUGAACGAACUGGAUAUAGUGAUUCCGCUCAGACUGAGCCAGAUUGAGUUUCUCACUAAUGGCUCAGUGCCAUCUGACCUGAGCCCAGCGCUGGUUCUGAACCGUACGGAGCUGAAUCGACUGCAGGAGCGAAUCGAGCAGCUACAGGUGGAGAAAGACCAGCAGAAGAAUCUGUAUGAUGCUGCUCGGCAGCAACAUGUCAGGCUCCUCCAUGACCGUAAACGCAUGAACACCAUGAUUCAGGUGCUGGAGGAGGAGUGUAACCAGCUGAUGAUGAUGAAGUACGGGGGGCUGGUGGAUCUGGAGGUGAUGCAGACGCUGUUAGGGAGCAGGACGGUGGAGGAGCUCAAGCAAGAGAAACUCCAGAAGGAAAUUGCAUAUGCUAAAGAAAUCAAAGAGUGGGACAGGAAAGUGGAUGAGGCACGUGAGGCUCUGAUGAAGGAGACCAAGCACAACACAGACUGUCUCCGCAGCAUAACAAGCCUCCUCAACCAGAAAAGAGAACUGGAGAAAAAACUCAACGGCAGGCAGAAGAAAAUGGGCAGACAGUUCCAGGACUACAGGAGACGUGUGAUUCACGAGGACAUCCAGCGGCUCCGGGAACACGUGAAAAAACAAUCCCAGCAGGCUGAGGCCUUAAGGAAAGACAUUUUCCUCCUGUCCCGUCAAGGAGGCUACGUCGUGGCCCCUGGCCAAGUCUCACCACAUGCUCUUGAUCCCGUCUACACCCCCACAGACUGCACCAUGACAGGAGCUGAUUAACAAUUGACAGAGGUCAGAGAAAAUACAGAGAGGUCUUCUCGGUCAUAGCAUUUUCUUGAAAGUUAUUUUUAACAGUAAAAAGUACUUCAUUUAAUUAAUUAUUUUCAUUAUUUUCAUGUAAUGGCAUAUUAGUAAGAGAAGAGUAGAAACAGUUAUUUGUUUCUCAUUAAUUAAAGCUAUCUGCUUGGCUUUGCGAUAAAAACUUUUUUUUUUAAGCCCUUCCUGUCACUGAUUUAGAAAAGAGAUCCUUUAAGGAAACAUGCAACCGUUAC